Molecule: messenger RNA, 1641 nt
Organism: Cylindrotheca closterium
Lineage: Eukaryota; Bacillariophyta; Bacillariophyceae; Bacillariales; Bacillariaceae
Source: the annotation of a GenBank genome assembly
AUGAAUAACAAUAACAACAAUGGUAUUCCUCACCCAGUGUUGGUGGUCUACACGGGACAAGAAAUUACGACCAUACCACGCACAGUCACCCAUUUAGUGGUUGCUUCCAAUGUCAAUACCAUUGAAGCCUUUGCCUUUUGUCAGUGCCACAAUUUGGUAUCCGUGGAAUUCUACGAAGGCUUGGAAGUCAUUUCCGAGUUUGCCUUUGGAUAUUGCACCAGUUUGCAAAAAAUUAAGUUGCCAAAUUCCAUGCGGGUGGUGGGACGGAAUGUCUUUACCCGAUGCACGCAAUUGCAAACGGUGGAACUGAACGAAGGAUUGCUCAUGCUGCGGGAUGGAGUCUUUUCCUUUUGUCUUGGACUGAAACGCCUGAGGAUCCCUUCGACUGUGGUGGAGAUGGAACGAGAAUUACUCUUUUCGUGUUCCAGUUUGGAAACCUUGGAAUUGCCACCCAAGAAUACCCUUCGGUCCAUUGAAGCACAGGCCCUGUGUGGUUGCACUAUGUUGAAAAGUUUGGCACUUCCUUCAUCGUCAUCGUCAUCGUCAUCAUCAUUAUCAUCAGAUGAACAACAAGUGGGGAACAAUACUACCGGUACCGCUUUGGGAGACAGAAUAUUUGUGGAUUGCCCCGAGUUGGAAGAAUUGGUGCUGGAAGCUUUGGGAGGACAGGAAAACUCGGCUGCUACUGCUGAUAAUAAUGAUGGAAGUAGUGAUAUGUUGGUAUCCGCGUUCCAGCAACGUUUCCACAAACUUCCAAUUCAUGAAUUGUGUUAUUAUCAAUCCUAUCGACCAGUCUUUGAAACGAUUGGAAGGGUUCAGACUCAUCUGCUUGAUACUACUUCACCACCACCAGACGAUGGUGACAAUAACAGAUCAUUCAGAAGUGAUGAUGAGGAGUUAGUAUGCAACCAGUGCCCGGUCGAUCUAUUCCAAAUGAAUCCCUUUCACAUUUUGGCAUUGUCGACCAAACCAAACUAUCAUUUACUGAAUACACUACAACGUGUGUAUCCAUUAAGUGCGCAAUUCGAGAAGGAUGUUCAUGGGAAUACUCCUAUUGAGUACCUUGUGGACAACUUUAUUAGUAGCAACGAGUUGUCCUCCUCCUCCUCGUCGGGAGUUGUGCAAUCCAUGAUGCAAAGCACCAUGUUGGACCGUCUCCAACACUUGCCCUUAUUUCACCGUCGUCAUUCUCAUUACCAAGAAAUGGUGGAGCACAUUGAAAUAUUACUCUACUCUCGUGGUCAUAACACCACCCAACAACUACAGCAACAACGGCAAUCGUGGAGGUAUAUUGUACGAGAGUUGUAUUCCAAACUCUCCCGAAUGGAACGACACGAAGCAUUGUCCUUGCUGGAACUUUCCGUUUGGACGGCCAAGGUAAAGCUUGUUCAUCAAAGCUUUCAUUUGGAACAGCUCGCAUUAUUAAGGCAUACCCAAGCCAUACAUUUGAAUGAAGGUGGUGGUGAUGGCCAUGCAAUGUUGGAGGACGACGACGAGGAGGAAGGCAAUCGAUUCAAACGAGCAAGAAUCGGCAGCAUUCAAGAUCCAAUCUUGGACCGUCAAGCGUGUCGCGUCAAUUGUGGUGCGGAUAUCAUUCUUGGGAAUGUGAUUUCCUUUCUGCCUCCACUCUUCGGAGAAUAA